Wallemia ichthyophaga EXF-994 is the source of this 1968-nucleotide messenger RNA. RefSeq names its product Serine/threonine-protein kinase svkA. Gene Ontology annotation, biological process: protein phosphorylation. NCBI's taxonomy places the organism in Eukaryota, Fungi, Basidiomycota, Wallemiomycetes, Wallemiales, Wallemiaceae. The record is from RefSeq and is a predicted model, not a curated record. Gene Ontology annotation, cellular component: EMC complex. The coding region runs from base 1 to 1968 and encodes 655 amino acids. The transcript is spliced from 9 exons. Gene Ontology annotation, molecular function: ATP binding; protein kinase activity.
AUGAGCAUGAGCAUGAGCAGCAUAAACACUCGCGUACAUUCAAAGAUUAUUGCGCAUGCUGCCAAAUACCCAGAAGCCGCUAUUAAUGGGGUUUUGAUAGGAAGGAUAGAGGCGAAUGAGGUGGAGAUUAUUGACGCUGUACCGGUGCAGCACCUCUGGAACACGCUCUCAGUGGUGAUGGAAAUGGGACUGGAAAUGAUACACACCCACGCACGCUCCAAAGGUAUGGAUUUGGUGGGCAUGUACGAGGCGUCCGAGAUUUUGGAACAGAAUCCAACGCUGAGCUCAACUGGAAUACAAAUACUAAACAGAAUUAAGAUGAAUGCUGGUAAUAGCAAGCACGUAGUCGGUGUAGCUGUCGGUGGAAGCACUGAGGACAAGCAAUGGAAAGGCUACACCCUACAUUCAUUCAAAGCAACUAAUUCCCAGUCGCUCUCCAAGGUUACUCUCCCCGUCGCCAACGUCGACACAGCCAAAAUCAAGACACUAGUUGAUUACUUGAAUGAUCUCGACAACCACCUCUCGAAUAACAGCCUGGAUUGGAUGGAAAAUAGAGACUUUUUGGGAGUUGGUAGCUUUGGUGUUGUUUACAAGGCCCUCAAUCGCACAAAUGAUGAAAUCGUCGCUAUCAAGAUAAUCGACUUGGAACAGAGCGAUGAAGAUAUUCAGCAUAUCCAACAGGAAAUACAGCAUUUGGCUGCUUGCCAAUCUGACUACGUUACCAAGUACUACGCGUCUUUCAUGGAUGGAUUUAAGCUUUGGAUAGUUAUGGAACUGGCCGUCGGUUCUUGCUUGGAUGUCUUGAAGAAGAAAGUUGAAAUCCGGCAAGAACAAGUCGCGACUAUUUGCCGUGAGCUGUUGAGAGGAUUGCAGUAUCUUCAUUCAGAGGGCAAAAUCCACCGAGACAUCAAAGCUGCAAACGUUCUUCUCUCCGAUACUGGCCAAGUUAAGCUCGCUGACUUUGGCGUGGCUGCUCAAAUCUCAGAGCGCAUGUCGAAGCGAAAUACUUUCGUCGGCACCCCUUUCUGGAUGGCACCUGAAGUUAUACAGCAGACUGGCUACGACACUCGCGCCGACAUAUGGUCACUAGGCAUAACAGCGAUCGAACUAGCUACUGGUCUCCCUCCACUCUCUGACUUCCAUCCCCUCAGAGUACUCUUCCUUAUACCAAAAUCAGCUCCUCCUCAACUAGAAGGCGACCAUUUUUCAGACCUGUUUAAGGAUUUUGUUGGUCAGUGUCUCACCAAAGAUUUUCACUAUAGACCCUCAGCUCCAGCUUUGCUCAACCAUCCGUUCAUAGCAACAGCACAAGAAACCAAUAUAUUGCACCCACUCAUCGAAGUACUCUCAGACGGCGUCCUCUCAAACAAAAGCAGUCCGAAAGAUGGCAACGACAGCGACGACGAUAUUCACUCGCUGAUUGACGAGUGGAAUUGGAGUUUUGGGACACUUAGACCCAGUGGCACCGUCAGAAAAGACGACAAGAAAGACAUCAGUCAGACGGAUAUGGCGAGAAAGUACGCAGCCUUAGAUUCGAGUGCGGAGGUGAGCCACAAUCGCCAGCAGAGUCGCAGCAGCUCUGUUAUUUCUAGGGAAAAAUCAAGACAGCAGUCAAGUAGUGAUUCUUCAGACGCCGAACGCAUAUGGAAUUAUCCGCCCACGCGAGCACGAGAGCAAAGUGAGCAAGUUGAGCAAAUUGAACAAAGUGAAACUUUCAGCAACCACCUCAAACACUUGUCGACAUUGAUAGACGAUACAAGUGAUCCAAAGCAAAUAGCCUCACUGAUGAUACUCAGAAACAGCUACAGGGAUCUUCACGACCAGAAUCACGACCUCUACACACAAACUCUAUACCACAAUUACAUGGUACAAGGCGACGCUAGCCCUCUACCAUACAAGACGAACGAGAUAUCAAAAAUGUUGUUUGACAGAUGGACUGAAGCGAUAAGUCAGAAAUAUUUAUUGUAA